Molecule: messenger RNA, 1226 nt
Organism: Seminavis robusta
Lineage: Eukaryota; Bacillariophyta; Bacillariophyceae; Naviculales; Naviculaceae
Source: the annotation of a GenBank genome assembly
GUCUACUUGGGCAAAAAAUAAAGAUUUAUGCACAGUUUCUGUACCGGUACACGUGUACCACACCAGUCUUCAGGAUUGCUGAACUAACUGAACUUAAUCUGCCAUUUUGGGAUUAAUUUGGGCUACACAGUGGAUCCAUUACCGCUGCAGUUCUGAGUGCUGCAUGGAGAGAAGGCCCACUCUCAGUUAUUUGGGGGUUACCGGUACUGUCAACAUCGCAUGCAUUGAGAGCACUUGCAUUGACAUUGGCAACAAGCAAAAUCCACCUAAUGAUCAGACUGCACAGCUUAUCUGUGCUGCAGGAAAGGGCGCUCAGAGAAGGUGGCUGCACUUGAAAGGAAAAGAUGAGAGCCGUCCGUCUCCUUGGUGUCUGUGACUUGGUCAUCUUGCGGUUUGUGUAGUAAUGCUGGAACCUUAUCCUCUGCAGAUGAUUCUCUUAUCUGGUUCUCUUACAGCAGUAUCUUCAAUCUUCAACUACAUGUACUCCAAGCUUGGCAGGCAGCUUCAGCCCAUAGCAAGAUGACCCGCAAUCUCUUGAAUCUCUGGUGUCAUUGUCACGGUGCGGUGGCUGGCUGUUGCAACACUUGCAGCACCAAAUCAGGAUUCAGGAUAGUUCUUUGCUGAAGCAUUUGACUUGAAUGGAGCCUCCCAAGGCUGUCGUGUUCUUUUGUUGGAUGUUUCAAAACUAAUGAAGAAACUAUCCCAAGGAAAGGAAGCUGCGCAUACUCAGCCAGGUCUUCUACUCUACAGCUCGAGUGCGACCCCCAAUGGUGCAGGCUGCCUUGCAAGGGUCCAGGUCGGCAUCACAGUUGCCAAUCAGACUAGCUGGUACAGCUCUGUUACCGUAGAGUAGUACAGCAUGUGCGGAUGAGCGAGAUCUACACCAUUCUUUCUGUUUUUCUGGGCGGGGCGGAAGGAGGAAUCAAGAACCGGCUUUUUCUGUUCUUGUCUCAGGUCCAAAGGAAAUAAAGGGGGUGACCUCCAAUCAUUGAGACAAUCGAGACAUCUAUUGAGACAAUGUGGCAAUUUGGUACUUUCUAGUACAGCUCUUGUACUUUAAUCUGGGCCAUGAUUCCUUGAGGCAUAACUCAUCUAUCGUCAAGGCUUCAAGGUUUCGACUACAUCUAUUGCCUCGAUUGGACAGCUAUGGAACACAACAGGCCCACGAAGAAUGGUGGGUCCAAACGAGACGAAAUAAGCUUGAUGAGCAAGCUCUUGAGAUACUA